AUGGCUGCCAAUGCUGCCGCUUCUGUAAAGGCUGGCAGAGAAAAGAAGAAUUGGUUGAUCAACCUGCUAUACGUUCGGCAGGAGUUCAAAGAAUGCAUGGAGGUAAUCGAAGAGCAGCUGCGAGAGUCGAAUGGCAUGUGCGAAUAUGCCAUCUAUGUCAAGGCGCUGAUAAAGCGACAGGAGGGGCAGGUGCAGGAGUCUUUGCAACUAUUUCAGGCAGCCACCUGCAUCAGCCCGCUGAACGUGUACAAUCUAAAGCAGAUGGGUCGGAGCCUCUACUUGCUCGGCAAACAUCGCGGAGCUAUCGAGGUUUACGACGAAGCACAGAAGAUUUCUCCUGAAGAUUGGGAAAUCUGGCACAACAAGGGUCUCUGCCACAUGUAUCUUCGGCAGUAUGACAGCUCCAUCGAAUGCUUCACCAAGGCCAAUGCCAUCCAGCGGCAUGAUGUCACCUUCAUGCAACUGGGAAAGGUGUACGCCUUGCAAGAGGACUACAAGUCUGCCAUUGAUGUCUACACUGAGGCUCUGGAGUUUUCCCCCGAGCAUGCAGAGCUACUGACCACGCUGGGCAUCCUCUACUUAAGGAUGGGUGAGAACUUCAAAGCUUUUGACUACUUGGGCAAUGCGCUGACCCAUGAUCCCAAGAACGCCAAGACGAUUCUGGCAGCGGGUUCAAUCAUACAGGACCAUUCAGACAUGGACGUCGCGCUCAUCAAGUAUCGGGUAGCAGCGGUUCAUACGCCGAAUUCUGCUCAACUCUGGAACAAUAUUGGCAUGUGCUUCUUCGGAAAGACGAAGUACGUGGCAGCUAUUGCCUGCUUGAAGCGCGCUCUGUACUUGGACCCCUUCGAGUGGAUCAUCUCCUACAACCUGGGCCUGGUGCACCUGAACACAGGCCAGUUUGCUUCUGCAUUCCACUUCUUCUCCGCAAGCAUCAACUUGAAGCCUGACUUCCCAUCCUCAUACAUGUACCUAGCCAUCACGCUCUCCCGCUUAGACGAUUUCUCAAAUGCAUGCAGUGCAUAUGAGAAGGCAAUCGAGAUGGAUUCCGAUCACAUGUUUCACUUGAACUUUGCGAUUACAUUGUUCAACCAUGGCGAUCUGACAGAGGCCAGAAGACAAUUUGUACUCUUUAGCGACCUGUUCCAGCAGCUGGAUGAAGAGCAAAGAAACUCUGACCCGGAGGUCAAUGAACAGCGGCAGCUGCUGCAAAGAGUUCUGAACAGCGGCCCCGACAGAACUCUUUGGAGCGCGGACCCCUGCCCGAGCCACAUCAUCGAAAUGAGAGUGGUCCUUCUGCCAACGUUGGCCAUGGUAAAGCGUGCGCUCUGCGGCGGUCUCAGCGUGGGUUGCAACUAUCCCAGCAAGGCCUUCGGUUUGGCAGGAGCCGUUCUGUUCCCAGUCAACGAUGCUUUCCUGAUCGCCGAGACCCUUCAGGCCCAUCUGGGUUUCCGCCAUGAGAACAUGUGCGUUCUUCACGACGUCUAUCCCGGCCAGAAGAAGUCACUGAAGGUGGAGCCAGCAAAAUGUCCAACUCGGGUGAACAUUUUGCAAAAGUUGCACCAGAUGGUUCGUUCGGCCAGACCGGGAGACAUGCUUUUCUUCUCAUUUUCUGGAUAUGGGCUGCAGGUGGAUGACAUGGACGGCUACCAGGAUGAAGGCUACGAAGAAGCAAUCCUGCCGACUGACUUUGUUGAUGGCCGUGAUGGCGACUACAGCGUCAUCUGCACAAAUGACCUCCAUGAUGUCUUGCUCGGCGUUCCUGCAGACGUUGCUGUGACGGCUGUCAUGGCCCGAUCCUCAGUGAUGGCUCUCGCAGCGGUGCACUCUGACCAGUUGCGUGCUUCACCCUUGCGGAGAGUGCAAGAUAGCCACGGGUUGUCGAUUGUCAAGGACUGCGAUCACGCGACCACGUUGAUCGAUGUGAGUGGCACGAUCGAUGGUUCGCUGGUAAGUGGCUUGAAGUUAAGCGACUUCUGCGGCCUCAAGGCGCACUCAGCAAAGAUGAACCUCGCAAGCCACAAUCGCGAUGUUUGGCAGGCCACGUUGAUAGGGCAUCCCAUCUGA
Molecule: messenger RNA, 2067 nt
Organism: Symbiodinium natans
Lineage: Eukaryota; Dinophyceae; Suessiales; Symbiodiniaceae
Source: the annotation of a GenBank genome assembly